AUGGCCCCCCAUAGAGUGGAAGAGCCACCACCACCCGCUAAGAGGCUUGUACUAGUUGUUGCUGAUGGAUUGAGAGCAGACAAAUUGUUUCAAUUAUAUCCGCAAAGGGACGCUACGAUGAAAUCAAACGCACCAUAUCUAAGGGAUCUUGUACUUAAUCAUGGAACAUGGGGCAUAUCUCAUACACGUGUACCUACAGAAUCAAGACCGGGACAUGUAGCUCUUAUUGCAGGAUUUUACGAGGACGUUAGUGCAGUGACAAAAGGAUGGAAAAUGAAUCCAGUUGAAUUCGACUCUGUAUUCAAUCAGAGUGAACAUACAUGGUCAUUCGGAUCUCCAGAUAUAUUGCCUAUGUUUGCUGAGGGAGCAUCAGAUCCGAAUCGUGUCGACACGUUCAUGUAUGCAUCCGAGAGCGAAGACUUUGCUGAAGAUGCCGUGGAAUUAGACCUUUGGGUUCUUGAGAAGUUUACGAAAUUGUUUGAUCGUGCGAAAUACGAUGAUAUUCUCUUCUCCCAAUUGCAUAAGGACCGUAUAGUCUUCUUUCUACACUUGUUGGGUCUGGAUACAAAUGGUCAUGCGCAUCUCCCAUCUUCUCAAGAAUAUCUGGAUAAUAUCAAAGUAGUGGACGAUAUAGUUAGCAAAGUUGUAAAUCUUAUGGAUGAGUUUUACGAACACGACGAAAAGACUGCUUAUGUCUUUACGGCUGACCAUGGAAUGAGUAAUAGAGGUAACCAUGGCGAUGGACAUCCUGAUAAUACACGCACUCCUCUGAUUUCCUGGGGAGCUGGCGUCAAUAAACCAAACUACUCUCAUCCGACUGGUCACGAUGACUAUUCUGCUCCAUGGGGUCUCAAUUCUGUUCAGCGUAACGAUGUUCUUCAAGCGGGCAUUGCGCCUUUGAUGGCAUCGUUGAUCGGUAUUAAUUAUCCUGUUAACUCUGUAGGCGAGUUACCGUUAGCAUAUCUAAACAACACGCCCUAUUUCAAAGCAAAGAGCAUUUAUGUGAAUGCGUUGGAAAUAUUGGAACAAUAUAAUGUCAAAAAUGCACGCAAGAAACAGACAGAACUAAUGUUUAAGCCGUAUGCGCCUUUGAAUAAUGCUACUCACAAACCAGAAAUACUAAUAUCUCGCAUCGAAGAACUAAUCGAUAUUGGUGAAUAUGGAGAAGCGGAAGCGUUGUGCUUAGAUCUGAUUGAACUCUCUCUACAAGGACUGCGAUAUUUACAAACGUACGAUUGGCUUUUCCUAAGAUCAAUUGUCAAUGCUGGAUAUAUCGGAUGGAUAAUGUACAGUUUAAGUUUUGUAUUCAGAGAAUACGUACUCUGCAUCUCACACGCUAAAAAGGAUCAAUAUGAAAAUCUUAUAAACAUUGUUUCGAGUGUUGCAUUCUUCCUGCUCUUCUCUAUAAUAUAUAUACAAGAAAUGCCCGCGACGUAUUAUGCAUAUGUUGUAUUUCCAAUAUUCUUUUGGAACAAAGUCUUAAAGGAUCGUAGAACUUUUUUUGAUGUUUGGAAGCUGGCGAUUGAAAAACGUAGUCCUGUGAUUAUUGUUGGAUGUAUUAUCGGAUAUUUAGCGAUUUUGCAAAUGCUGGUUCUUGCUUACUUCUAUCGGAGCGUCUUGAACAUUUGUUUCUUACUCGCUGCCAUAUGGCCAUUGGCAAUGCCGAAAUCAUUGUGGACCGAAGUUCCUGAGAGGAUUUUCCAAUGGGUUUUAUGCUGCCUGUGUUGUAGUGUAUUCACGCUGCUACCUGUUGAGAAAGGAGAAGACAUAACAUUGGUACUCAUUGGUGGAUUGUUUAUCAUGAUAACUGGCCUCUAUGCAUAUUAUCAGAAGCAUAGUCUGGCAACGCAAGGAGACGCAAAUGUUAUUGGCAUGACUUUUCUCUUUCAGCUAAUACUGGUUAUACUGAGUAUGAUAACUGUGUAUGGUACCGCCAGCAGUUUACGUGCAAAGACCGGAUUGCCUACUUUGAACAAGUAUCUCGGCUGGGCUAUCCUAGUGAUAUCGAUACUUACACCAUUUGUUCACGAACGAACUAACCCUAAACAUUACGCAUAUCGUCUCAUAUCGAUAUACUUGUCGUUCGCUCCGUUGUUUGUAAUAUUGAGCAUCUCAUACGAAGUACUCUUCUAUUGUAUAUUCUCAAUAACUCUUUGGAUAUGGCUUGCCUUGGAACGACAUCUGCAUCUGGAGCGACAACCAACAUGGGAAUUACGAAAAGAGAGAACAUUGACACUGGAAGAUCUUCGCAUUUCGUUAAUGUUUCUCUUUUUCAUGCUGGUAGCAUUCUUUGGCACUGGUAAUGUAGCUAGUUUGAGUAGCUUUUCUUUACAGAGUGUAUAUAGAUUGACAACAGUGUUUGACCCAUUUCUCAUGGGUGCAUUGUUGCUACUUAAGCUAUUGAUUCCAUUCUUUAUUGUCACAUCUGCGGUCUACAUCAUCAACAAAGCAUUGGGCUUACCUUCAUUUAGUUUAUGUUUGCUGGUGAUAUCGACUUCGGAUGUGAUGACGUUAAAUUUCUUUUAUUUAGUUAGAGAUGAUGGGAGUUGGUUAGAGAUUGGCACUUCGAUAAGUCAUUUCUGCAUUAGUUCACUAUUUGUUCUAUUUAUUAUCCUGCUAUAUUCGAUGACUCGGCUAUUAGUCGGAAAGGAAAUAAUUCCAACUUAUUUGACUCUUGCUGGAAAAUACAAAAUAAUAUAG
This is a messenger RNA of Paraglomus brasilianum, 2700 nucleotides long. The record is from the annotation of a GenBank genome assembly. Lineage: Eukaryota; Fungi; Glomeromycota; Glomeromycetes; Paraglomerales; Paraglomeraceae.